Molecule: messenger RNA, 1899 nt
Organism: Ogataea angusta
Lineage: Eukaryota; Fungi; Ascomycota; Pichiomycetes; Pichiales; Pichiaceae
Exons: 1
Coding region: 1-1899 (632 amino acids)
Biological process (GO): protein phosphorylation
Molecular function (GO): protein serine/threonine kinase activity; ATP binding
Source: RefSeq, a predicted model, not a curated record
AUGUCCAAUUGGAAGAAGCUGUUUAACAAGUCGCACAAGUCCCAACAAGCUUCCAGUGGCUCAAGCCUAAAGACCACGCCUUCCGCUGAUACAGGAGCAUCGCACACAGAGGAUGAGUUCCGAGACUCCCGCAAGACGCUGAUCAACGAGGUCGCGUCGGGUGUUGGAAACCUGAAUCUGGACCCACAAACGCCGCAGGUUAUCACCAAGGACCUCGGGAGCACCGACCCGGUUCUUGAAAAAGAGGUAUCCGAGCCCGUGAAGCUGCGUCCGGGACUUCUCACGGUCAAGAUCUACUCCUCCAAGGACCUGCAGAUACCAAUUCCACUUAGGAUCACGAAACCGAUUCUCAACAGACUGGCCAACAUGGGCACGAAUCUGAACGAGGACGAGCUGAUUAGACGCAUAGAGGCGCUGAGCGAAACGAUGGACGAGAUCAAGAGCUCCAACAUAUCGUACUAUCUUCCCUCCACGUUGAGCAUAAAUUCCGGAGACACCUCGAAAAACGUGGUCACAAACUACAGUCUGGUGUACGCCAUUGUGGAAAUAGAGAACAGCAGUGAACGCAUCAACUCGAUCGGAAACACCAUCAGCAAUACAAAAUUCAAUAGUGUCACCACUUUCGAUGUGACGUCACCCAACACGGCUAUUUUGAGUGUCCAGGUGUAUGUCCGCGUGCCGGGGUCUCUCUUGGAGUCGGAAAGACAGGAGGACUGCUUGCUGGGGUCCUUCCAGUACCCUAUCAGCUCGUCUGUUCUACAACAGGAGGCACCGCAGAUCCGCAUUCUGAACCACGAGUGGAAAAAACUGCGCAACCCGUACACAGACAAGGACCUUCCCGGAGCAGUCAGUAUCACGCUGGACUUCAAACCCCUGUCGAUGUCGUCCAAGAAGAGUCUGUCUAUCGACGACUUUGACCUGCUCAAGGUGAUCGGCAAGGGCUCGUUCGGAAAGGUGAUGCAGGUGAGAAAGAAAGACACAGGCAAGAUAUACGCUUUGAAAUCGAUCCGAAAGUCCCACAUCGUGAACAAGAUGGAGGUGACGCACACUCUGGCGGAGAAGUUUGUUCUAAGCAGAGUCACCUCGCCCUUCAUUGUUCCGCUGAAAUUCGCGUUCCAGUCUGCAGAAAAAUUGUAUUUGGUGCUAUCUUUCAUCAACGGCGGAGAACUGUUCUACCAUUUGCAGAAGGCCAGACGAUUCCCACUGAUCCGCGCAAAGUUCUACAUUUGCGAGCUGCUUUCGGCCGUGGAGAAUCUCCACUCAAUGAACAUCAUCUACAGAGACUUGAAACCAGAAAAUAUUCUGCUCGACUACCAGGGCCACAUUGCCUUGUGCGAUUUUGGCCUGUGCAAAAUCAACAUGCAGCUCGACCAGAAAACAAAUACCUUCUGCGGAACUCCAGAGUACCUUGCUCCCGAGCUGCUCAUGGGCAAGGGGUACACCAGGGUCGUGGACUUUUGGACGCUGGGUGUUCUGUUGUACGAGAUGCUCACCAGUCUGCCUCCAUUCUACGACGAAGACGUCAACACCAUGUACAGAAAAAUCUUGAACGACCCGCUGGUGUUCCCAGCAGAAUUCGACCCGGACACUAAAGACUUGAUCACUAGACUUCUCAACAGAGACCCAAAAAAGAGACUCGGCUACCAUGGCGUGGAAGAGAUCAAAAACCACCAAUUUUUCAAGGACAUCGACUGGUACAAGCUUAGCCACAAGGGCUACAUCCCUCCGUUCAAGCCUCAGGUACAGGACUCGGCAGACGUGAGCAAUAUCUCGUCUGAGUUCACGGACGAGCGUCCGAUGGAUUCCGUUGUGGACGACUUCUUGAGUGAAAGUGUCCAGAAACAGUUUGGGGGAUGGACCUACGUCGGCAGCAGCUUCAAUCCAGAAAACUACGCGUAA